Messenger RNA from Astyanax mexicanus (Mexican tetra), 1505 nucleotides. RefSeq names its product activating signal cointegrator 1 complex subunit 1 (gene ascc1). Gene Ontology annotation, molecular function: RNA binding. Bases 272 to 1336 code for a protein of 354 amino acids. Lineage: Eukaryota; Metazoa; Chordata; Actinopteri; Characiformes; Acestrorhamphidae. The transcript is spliced from 11 exons. Gene Ontology annotation, biological process: DNA alkylation repair; regulation of DNA-templated transcription. Gene Ontology annotation, cellular component: nucleus. The record is from RefSeq and is a predicted model, not a curated record.
ACUCUGCCCGGUAACAUCAGGCUGAAAGGCUGCAGAGGAAAAACAGCCCAGCCGCCUUUUGUCUCGCUGUGGGACAAGUUGGGGCAAAAACUCGCACCCCGCAGGCUUACAGACAACCGGAGUGGACAAUGAUGCUAUAAAGUAUCGUAGACUGGAGGUGUCUGGCUGGAAUUGUCCAUGUAAGCAGGCAAGCAACUUUGACAGAAAUUACAUCCACAUUCAAUUCAGGAGACCACACACACAUAUCCAGCAGUUUUAGAUCUAGGUAACAAUGGACAUUUUGCGGCCAGCACUGAUUAACAUCAAUGGAAGGAUUUACAGAAAAAAUCUCAUUAAAGAGGAGCAUUAUGAGGAUGAAGAAGAAGAGGAUUUUUCAUACUCUGGACCAGUUACUGACCAGUGCAUGGAUGAGCCUUGUGACACUAACAACAUUGAACAGACAGAAAAGGGAUUUCGAUGUGCCAUUGAUGUUCCAAGUGUUCUUUACAAGUACAUCAUUGGAAAGAAAGGAGAAACACGUAAACGUCUGGAAUCAGACACUAAAACUUCCAUCAGCAUUCCCAAACAAGGAGUGGAGGGACAGAUAGUGAUCACAGGACCUCAGAAGUCUGCAGUGGCAUCUGCUCUAACUCGUGUUGAGGUCUUGAUAGAGAGCUUCCGCAGGAAGCAGCCAUUCACUCACUUCCUUUCCUUCGCUCUGAACCACCCUCAGGUCCAGGAGGGCUUCCAGCGCUUUAAGGAGGAAGUAUUGGAGCACUGUUCUCAGGAUGGAGGAGUAGAUGAUACUAUCUUUCAAAAUCCAGCCAAACUGCAUCUCACCAUAGGAACUCUUGCCCUGCUGAAUGAACAGGAAGUGAUGCGAGCAUGUGAGCUGCUGCAGCAGUGUCAGGAUUUCAUCAGGGACACAACAGAAGGAAAACCUUUAGCUCUGGAGGUACGAGGGAUUGAGUACAUGAAUGAUGACCCCUCUAUGGUGGAUGUCUUAUACGCUAAGGUCAGCCCUCAGGAUGGAUCUGACAAGUUGCAGCAGAUAGCAGACAGGCUUGUGGAGCAUUUUGUGGCAGCAGGAUUGAUGGUGAGGGAGUGGGAAAGAGUGAAGCUUCACGCCACAGUCAUGAACACACUGUUCAGAAAGGAUCCCUCAGCGGAGGAUAAAGGAGGCUCAGGACGGCAGAAUAUGAAAGAUCGAGAAGCUUUUGAUGCCAGAAAUGUUCUGGAGAUGUUUGGAGAGUUUAAUUUCGGAGCAUGCGAGCUGAACUCAGUGCAGCUCUCUCAGAGGUUUUCAUCAGACUGUACAGGAUAUUACUGUUCAUCAGGACAUGUUACCUUCUCCUGAAAUGCUGCUUCGCUUGUGGAACAAGAUAAACUCAUACUGAGUCUUCUUUAUUAUGAAGUUUCCCACCAUUGUGGGGUUUGAGAGUUUGUAUAAUAAGCAUGGUUCACUGGGUUACAGUACUAGUUUUAUGUAUUGAUUCAGUGAACGAAUAAAAACGUCGUCUCACUUA